Molecule: messenger RNA, 3611 nt
Organism: Magallana angulata
Lineage: Eukaryota; Metazoa; Mollusca; Bivalvia; Ostreida; Ostreidae
Exons: 6
Coding region: 401-970 (189 amino acids)
Source: RefSeq, a predicted model, not a curated record
CAUUUACUGAUACUAGAUGAUAUAUAUGCAUCUUUUUCGUAUUGCUGCGAAUAUGGUUCGGUAAAUAUGUAUAUACUAAUAUAUAGAUUUUUCGACGGUAAAAUAAACAGGGCUGUGCAACAGUUGGCGGCUUUGCAUGGAGGCCUACGCCCAUAUGGGGCAUUGACAAACCAACGUUGACAAAAAAAGAAAACAUCAAUUGAUCCAUUUUACGGAUUAUCAUUGAUUUUAGUCGUUGAAACGUGUUUCAUGAAUUAUAGAGACAGUUGAUAACACAAGUAUUCUUUACAAAGAAUUAUAAGUGAUUAUGGAGAGUUUUUAAUUCCCAUGGAGAUUUCACAAAACUGCUGGAUGGAUCAGCUGACUACAUUAUAAUAGGACAGAAUGGUGUAAUCUGACCAUGAGUGACAGGGAGAAGGAUCGGAUACUGACCACCUCACCCACUAAAACCCCGCCCUUCCUCCGUAACAUCACCAUCAUCGCCAGGCUCUCAACACUGGCUACACUAGCAGUGAUGUGGGCAGCAGCUAUCUACGUCGUCCAAGACAAAGACAGGGCCACGCAGUACGUCGGAUUCUAUCUCAUAGGGGCGUCAGUGGUUGUAACGUUCUUUGAAGCUACAUGGAUAAUCAACAAAUCUGCUUGCUGCAGACAGGAGGGGUGCUGCUGCUUCUGCUGGCAGCUGGUGAUGUGGGUUGACAACUGGAAGAAGGGCAUCCUGUACCUAGUCAUCGCCUUCCCCGUGUUUCUGGAAGGGAUGAGGACUGUCCUGGGGAUCGUCAGUGGGUUUCUGCUAAUUGUGUGUGGACUAUUGUACAUACUAAAGACGUUCAAGGAUGGCAUAGUGUACACAGUGACUGAGACUCAGUACAUUCCGACCACCACACCCGUCAUAAAAUUGGUCACCCAUGAGAUCUCCACACAGACUGAUGACCAGCAGUACUACCAACAACUGGGAGCUAAUCAUUAGCCAUAUAGAGUGGCAUGUAAAGACAGACACCUAAAGGAAGAUUGGAGACUUGUGUCAUAAUGGACAAGUGGUCAGAUAACAUAAUAUUAGAAACGUCAUCAUAGUUUUCUAUUCUGUUGAGGAACCAAAGACAGGAAACAUCAUCAUGCAUUGUUUCAGAACAUUUCUAGUCUGUUGAGGAACUUAGAAUUAUUGGAUUGGAUUGGAUGAUACUACCAGCUUUUUAAUGUUGGAGAUUUGACAACUCUGAGAGGAUAUGAUUGACAAGGUGGUGGUUUACACAUGUGUUGGAUUAGACAUUUUUGGUUUCAAUUUCAGCACAGUUAAACCUAAUUAUUUUGAAACUCACUAUAUCACCAGCUUUAUGUAUUGAAUUUCCAGGACCCUCUACCCCUCGCUGUAUACUCUACACCUUUUAUUACAAUAAGUGUAGAAUCUAACAAAGCAGUAUUUGUUUUGUUUUCAUUUGAUGGUUUUUAAGCUUCAGUCGAAACUACCUGUAUUUGAUUAAAUAGAUCUAUGUAUCAAUUCUAAAUCAGUCUAAUUAAAAUUAGAUUUAUUUCUAAAUGCACCUGUAAAGUGGAUCAAUAAUUUUUUUUUAAAGUUUGUUUUAAAAAGCAUCGAUUUCUUGUAAUUACAUGUUCCUGAUGCAAAAACAAAUACAAUUAGUGACAAUUAUACAGGAAUAAUGCAUAUAUAAAAUUGAACAAUAAAUUUUUUUUAUUUCUGUUAAACAUUGCAACAAUAAAAAGGAAUUUAAUUUAAAUACAAAAAAGUAUAGUACAAACAGAAGCUUACAUAUUAGAAAAAAAAUAUAUACAUGUACCAUCAAAGUUGAUGGGUUUUUUCCUAAAUCUUAUGGAGAUAUAUAAUAUAACAUGAAAUGUUUAUUGCACUUUCUAACUAAUUUUAUUUGAGGAUUUUAUGCCUUUUAAAAAUCAGUGAAAUAUAAUUUUUUAUGCAAAAAUAUUUUGUAAAUUGUAAAUUUAUACAUUUUAAUGAAAUACAUAUUCAGUCAUUUUAUAUUUUACCCUGCAACUAGAUGGAUGUAAAAGGGGUGAAUUAUUCAAUAGAUCGAGUAUUGAUGGUUCAAGUAGUUUCCCGGUAUCUACUAUUAUCGAAAUAAAUGUAAUAUAUAUACAUUAAUAUAUGCAUGUACUGAUGUUUCAAUAAUAUUUGUAAACAUAAAUUUGUAAACAUAAAUUUUUAUGUAUUUCAUAAAACACACAGUAAUAAGGCAAUGUAAAUGUUGAACAAAGCUCUGCCAAAACCAGUUUAUUUCCAUUUAAAUCAAAUAGUUAUUGAAGUUAAUAAAUUUUUAGAUCUGGUAUGUAACAAUUGAAAUCCACAAUAAUCAAUGAUAAACCAAAUAUUCCAACAAGCUUCAAUGCUUUUUCAGAGGCAAAUGUUGUUGCUAUUACAUGUAUUUACGUGCAUUUGUUUAUCUUUUAAACUUUAAAAAUAUUUGUUAAUUCUGACAAAUGAAAACAUACCAAAUUUAACACAUUAGUUUGUUUUUCAUUUUGUCCUAUCAACUGAUACACAAAUACAUUACAAACAAAACAGAUUUCAUGUACUCUCAAAUGUCAUUUUUCUUAUGUAUCGAUAAUUUUAAAUCCUUAAUGAGUUAUUUUCAUUUAUGUUAAAUCAUUGUCUUUUCCUGACGUUAAGUGUGCCAUUUACCAUGGCAUCUCCAUAUUAACGUAAAAAACAUUGACGCAUAUCAACAGAUUGUUCAACCAUUGUUGUUUGUCUGCUGCUCAACAAAAAAAACAAAAACUUCCAUCCCCUGUUUUAAUUUCACAUACAAGGGAGAACCAUUUUAACAAGACCUUGGACUUUCAGUAGGACGUUGCUACCUAAUUCUUGCAUCAAAACAAGUUAAAAAUGACGCGGUUUCAAGCGAAAUAUGCAGCGAUUGCGUAGUCUUAACUCAAAAGCCAGACAAAUCUUGUUGAUUUCAGAGAGCCGUGGCUGACAAUGAAAUAGACAGGCCUACGUCACAUUGCUUUUUGAAACAGCAACCCAAAGUCCAAGCUCUUGUUAAAAUGGUUCAAAUUAAAUUCUUCUUCCACUAAAGCUCUUCCUUCAGUUUAAUAUCACCAUCACAUCUGUCUUAAACUUUUAACAUGAUGUUUUUUUUUUUACCAUUAAAGGCCAGACUUGGUUUUGAGUUCAGUAAUUUCAAAUCUUAUUUCCCCAUUUUAAGUAUUUAGAAUGGUAGUUAUGGGUAUUUCUAAUAAUUUGUCAAAGUUUGAGAGUCAAAUAUUGAGUUACAAGAAAGUAUCAGAGUUUGAAAUUUUUUCUUAUGUAAACAAAGCACGAGUCUUGUUAUUGUUACAUAUGUUUAUACAUGAGUAUUGGUAUGAGUUUAAAUCAAAUGUGGCUUUUUUGGUUGAUUACAUCUUUUAUGAACACAAUAAAUCAGUUUAUCUUGUCUGUCAGAUUCAUUUUUCCAAAGAAGUGGUAAUUUCUGUACUUUUCGUUAUUUGUAAAAAUAAAAUGUACGACUCAAUAUUUGUCUACACAACAAUGAUUUCUUACCUUGGUAUCUUGCUUGUAACUUGACUUCUAACAUUUAAAUUUUUGUCAAUCAUUCAAAAUGCACAAGUGAACAAUUUUAAACAUAAAAAAUAAAAUU